AGAAUCAUCAAUAAAUAUAUCAAAGAUGAUAGAUUAUCGAUCCACAAGUGAUGGAUGGAUUAUCUGUGAAUAAAAUAUAUAAUGAUAUCAUAUUAUAUCUGUUCAUAUUGUGAAUGAGUUUGAUCUUUAACAUAAUCUUAAGUCACAAAGACACUUAAUUUAUCAUUUUUUUAAAUCAAUUUACAAUCAAAUAUUCAGACAGAAAACCCACCUGUUCCUUUGUGAUGUCACAGUGAUGUCAUGGUGAGGUGGUCAUCGGGUCUUCACCCACAGGAAACAUCAGGUUUGUUAAAAAAUAUUUAUUUCAUAUUUUUCACUUUUGUCAAAGAGAAACAAUUUCAAAAGUAAAAAGUUUUAAUCAAAAGAAAGAAAACAACAGAAGUGAAAAUUUAAAUGAGAGCGAGAGAAAAGAGAGACAGGAGGGAGGAGGGGGUCGUCUCCAUGGCGACAAAACAACAAGACAGAGAGGGGGGUUGUUUCCAUGGUAACAAAACAACAGAGCAAGAAGAGAAACCAGAGUAAGAGAGAAAAGGAGGAAAAUCAGCAGAGAAAGAAAAAGAAGUGACAGAGAAUAAAGUUGAUCUGCAGCAGUAAAAAUGGCCUGUUUCCGUGGCAACCAGGAGGAAUUUUACGGAGAAGUCCUCCUAUUGGAUGAGAGGAAGAUCACACUAACGGAUGAGAAAGGCAUCAAGAAAUCAUCGAAGGCGACGGCCAUUUUGCAGCAGGUAUUUUCUCACCUGAACAUGGUCGAAGUCAAAUUCUUUGGUCUGAGAUUCUGUGACAACAAACAGCGGACGCACUGGUUGGAUCCUUCAAAGACUCUUUCACAACAUCGAGACCUCAUUGGGCCACCGUACAUUUUCUAUUUUGGUGUCAAAUUUUACACUGAAGAUCCAUUGAAGCUGAAAGAGGAAACACGGUGGCAGUUUUACCUGCAGGUUUGUCAGGACGUCCGUCGAGGUCGCCUGCCGUGCCCCCCCCACCUCAGACCUCGGCUCUUUGCUCUGAUGCUGCAGGCGGAGCGAGGCGACCACGAAGGGGCGGCGAUGUCAGACUCAGAGGAAAACCAGCAAGUACAAAACAUCUACAAAUUCCUCAGUGGUGUCUCUCAGCCACAGGCUCAGAGUCUCUUCCUGUCUCUCUGCAGCUCACUGCAGAUGUAUGGAGUCUCUCUGUUCAAUGCCUAUGGGGAGAACCAGUCUGAGUACUUCCUGGGUCCAACUCCAGUGGGUGUGGUCAUCUACAAGAACAAAGUGCUAGUGGGAAAAUAUUUCUGGCAGAGAAUCACCAAACUUCACUUUAAAGAUGAAACGUUUGAGCUCAGAGUUGUUGGAAAAAACGGUUCAGAGACAUCAUUAUUCUUUCAGACAUCAGAUCGAUCUGACUGUAAACGUCUGUGGAGAUGUUGUGUUGACCAUCAUGUCUUCUUCAGGGUAUCAGAGUUGAAUCCUUUAACAUGCAAAGUGAAACACAACAGUAUUGCUCGUUCACCCACUCUGGCUUUUCCUUGGCUGAAAAGCAAAAGUGUCAACAAUAAAAGAACAGAUCUCUCUCUGAGACCAAAACAAAAUGUCUCCUCUCUCCCAGCCAAUCACACAGCAGAGGGUGUGAGCAGUGAACCAGAGCUGACACAGACAGCGCCGCCUGCUGCUCAAAGGUCAAAGGGGACGGCAAAUGAAGACCAAGUGAAGCCCAGUGCUCCAUGGGAAAACAGAGGCCCUGUGAGUUCCAGUGGCCUGUUCAAUUCAAAGUUUCCUCUAAACACCAAAGAAGAAAAACGAGAUGGAGGAAGACCACAGAGGCAGAGCAGAAGUCUGGAUGGUGAUCGAGCAAUCAGAAAACAGAGAAGGUCUCGUUCCCGUGGCAACACAAGCAGUGGCAGUGAAUCAGAGAAGACAGCAAGUUACAGUGAGGGAUGGAGAAGGACAAAGAAACAUGGUCACCAUGGUGACCAGAAAACUGACUCUAACUCCCGGUGCCGUGCGAGAUUACGGAGUUCUGAUGACCUUAUAUGGCAACACAUCCAGAAGCAGCUGGUGGAGCCUGAUGGUUUGAUUGACAGACAGAUGGAGGAAAUACCUUAUAUGGAAGUGAGAGUUUCAGGGGAGCCAAUCAGAGUGCAUCGUUUUCCAAGGGGGCGACGACAUCAUCGGUGUGUGUCGACUUCAGACCUCCAUUCAAAGACGGAGCUACUUCCUCCUCUACAUGUUACCAAGGCAACUGACACUUCCUAUCAAUCAUCUAUAAGACACUGAGGCUGCUGCCAACUCAUUGUCCACCCACAAUGCACCUGUUUUACUGUUUAAUACGAAAACAUAUCCUCCAAUAUUACAAAAGUACCUCUGUCUACACAAUGUGUACUGUGUGUACUUUUUGCACUAUGUACCCGUACACAACAUAUUCAUCAAAGUAACAGUACUUUAGUAGUAGCAAUUGAAUACAAUUGCCCCUUAUUAAAACAUCUGCAACUGUUUUUUUUUGUUGUCAUGUUUUAUGUUUACAUUUUAUAUUUUUGUUUUGUUUACAUGCUAUGUUGUUUUUAUUUACAUGUUGUCACUUGUUGUUAACAUGUUGGCGUGUUUUGUUUGUUUUAUUGUUUUGUUUACAUGUUUUCUUUUGUUUUGUGUACAUGUUUUUUGUUUUGUGUACAUAUUGUUUACAUGUCUUUUAUGUUUUGUUUUUUUUUGUUUUGUUUUGUUUACAUGUGUUUUUUUUGUUUUAGAUAUUGUCAUCUUUUUUGCUUUGUUUACAUCUUGUCAUGUCAAAGUUCACUCUUCUGUGAGUAGGUCAGGGUUAUACAUUAGUAGCUGUUGUCAUGGAAACAGUGAGAAACUGAUAAUACAGCCAGACCUUGUGAUGUUGAUUGUGCCCAGUUUGCAUUGUGGUGAGCAGAGAAUAACAGACUUGGUGGUCGUCAGGACGUUGAGAGGUUUUCACUCUCAGAGUCCGACAGAAAAACUGCUGUGGAUUUAAGAGCCAAUAGAAAGUGGAUCCACAGACUCAUGUUGUAUUUAGAGACACAGUGUGAUCUCUGCUGUGUUUCACCCAGUUGCGGCUGGUACAUUUUUCUCCAGGGGGGGCUAUACCAAAAAACAAGAAGCAAAUGUGUACCACGAUAUUACACUAGUGUAUUUUAACAAAUGAAAAUGCCUGUCUUUGUCUGAAAUGACAUAUGUUAUAAUAAUAUAUAACAUAAUAACAAAACAUAAUAAAAUAUGUUUCCUCAUAAAGUAGACCAAGUAAACAUUAUUUGAGGAGCUAUUCAAAAGGUAUCUUUCCAGCGGUACAGGACCAUAUUGGUAAGGAAUGGAAAAAAAGAGUUAUUGCUUAAAAUUUAUACCAUUAGAAAUUGAAAAAGAUUAAAAGUUAACUAUUUUCACAAGUUUGUUUUUCUGGACCAAACCUUCUGGCAACAUUGUAUUAUGUGGAACACCCUAUAGGGAUGAAUGUGUAAUAUAAACUUAACGUCAACAACCUAUCAAAAAAACCAUCAGAACCCUCCUCAAAACAAGAUAGUGAGUCAUAUUUCAGUGUUUGAUAAUCUCUGUUACAUUUAAAUGUUUGUUUUCAGUUUCCUGGUGACUGUGUUUCCUGACAUACAGUAUGUUGCCACCAUUUGUUGGGUUGCUGUCAUCUUUGGCUCUCUGCUUAUGAGUUAAAACAACAUAAAAUAGUUCUGAAUGCAUUUUAUAGCCUAUGUUUUAUUGAUUGAACAGUAUAUAAAGCUAAAUACACAAUAACAAAAAUGUCAUGGGAAUCCAUGGUGGUAUUGUGUUACAUUAAAGCAACAUUUACAUUUGAACAGUUUCUAAUUAUCAAAAAAGUACAUUAAACAAUUCAAAUUUAGACUUUACUCAUUUAUUAAUGUAAAUCAAUUUCCAGGUUGUAAAAUGACAGAAAAAGACGCUUUCAGGCCAUUUUUGUGGAACUGAAACAUGUGAGGAAUUUAACAUGACCUCCUCAUUAUGUUAUUGGAUCCCUAUCCUGUAGCCUUCAUCAAGUUGAGCAGCUAUAUUUAUAUUCCCAAACAUGGCUAGCCACAUUGCAUUUUCCAUGUGGACCCUAGUUUGUUCAUGCUUUUUUGUUUUUUCUGAUAUGUGCUUUAGGUCAAUCAAUCCUAUCUGAAUCUAUGCUGGGCCUGAUCUUGAUGUUUGAAAAAGGAGGCAAGGAAAGCAAAAUAAAGCAGGAUUAGGGUUAGACCACAAAAUAAAAAAAGCAAAAUAAAGCAUUACUGUUACCA
Molecule: messenger RNA, 4240 nt
Organism: Seriola aureovittata
Lineage: Eukaryota; Metazoa; Chordata; Actinopteri; Carangiformes; Carangidae
Gene: epb41l4a
Product: erythrocyte membrane protein band 4.1 like 4A
Exons: 23
Coding region: 597-2255 (552 amino acids)
Cellular component (GO): cytoskeleton
Source: RefSeq, a predicted model, not a curated record